Coturnix japonica (Japanese quail) is the source of this 7234-nucleotide messenger RNA. RefSeq names its product TLC domain containing 4 (gene TLCD4). Gene Ontology annotation, cellular component: endoplasmic reticulum; membrane. Gene Ontology annotation, biological process: lipid homeostasis. Lineage: Eukaryota; Metazoa; Chordata; Aves; Galliformes; Phasianidae. The record is from RefSeq and is a predicted model, not a curated record.
GGCGGUGCGUGAGCGCGGCAGGGGCUGACCCGGCGCUGCUCCGCCGCUGUCCCGCCGCAGUCGGACCGCGGGAGCGGAUAUAGCGAUGCGCGCUGCCCGGAGCCCGUGUGCCUCGGGAGACACGCGCGGAGCUCAGGCUGGCACGCAGCAGUGAGCAGCUCAGGACUUCCAUUUAGAUAAAGAGAUUUGCAAGUUACAGGACAGAGCACGAGCUCCUUCAUGUGACCAAAACUGCACAGGGACUCAUUUGAAAUAAUGUGCGGAUCAAGUCUGUAGACAGAAGGAAAAUCUCUAAACCUGCUGGUAGCAAUGGGAACUAUGAAUUAAAAUCUAGAGCCCUAGUUGGAUGUGGGGUAGCUGCUAUGGCAUGCGCCAAAGCUGAGGCUGAUCUACAUGAGGCUUAGAAGCUGUCUUUAGCAUGCAGGUCCUCAGUAACUUCUGGAUGGUUAUACUUGGGACAGUAGUGCCAACAGAGAGGGUAAUGCUACAGGUGAGGUGUAACUAGAUGAAGGAGGCAGCGUGUGAUGAAAGAUAAAUGGAGAAGACAGAAAAACUGGAAGAAAAACUGAAGAAGGGAGGCUGAGAUACAGGAAGAGGUUAGCGACCAGACAGCUUUCCAGAACAAGCCUUUGUUUGAGCACUGAGAGCUGAAGAACAAUGGCUUCCUUCAGCAACCUGACUAUUGGUAUUGCUCUUGCCAGUUUUACCGUAUUCCAGCUCCUGUUCCAUGUUUUAAGCUCUUGGGUAUCAACACGGAUAACACCUGGUUUUAGCAAUCUCAGCCAAAAAAGGAAGAUUGAAUGGAAUUCAAGGACAGUGUCCACAUUCCAUGCCUUGGUGGUUGGUGGAUUUUGUCUGUAUAUUUUGUUGUACGACGAAGCUGUUAAUGCUGACCAUCUCUGGGGUGACCCUUCAAUUGUGAAACUGAAUAUUGCUAUUACCACAGGCUACCUCAUUUCUGAUUUGUUGCUUAUUAUUUGCUACUGGAAGGCAAUUGGUGACAAAUUUUUUGUAAUACAUCACUUGGCAGCUCUGUAUGCUUAUUAUUUUGUACUGAGCAAAGGUCUGCUGGCUUAUUUUGGGAACUUCCGUCUGCUUGCAGAGUUCUCCACUCCUUUUGUCAAUCAGCGGUGGUUUUUUGAAGUACUGGGAUAUCCCAAAUCUUCAAAGGCUAACAUGAUCAAUGGUGUGCUGAUGACAGUUGUGUUCUUCGUGGUGAGGAUUGCCGUCAUGCCUAUGUAUUACAGCCGUGUAUUUUCUUCGUUUGGAACUGAGGGUUUCCAGAGAUUAGGAUUUGCAGCCCAGAGCGCCUGGAUUAUCUCAAGUGUUGUCUUGGAUGUUAUGAACUUGAUGUGGAUGGUCAAAAUUACAAAAGGUUGCUACAAAGUUAUUUGUCUUGUUGGACGGGAGGAAGCAAAAACUCAUAAGAAUGGAAAAUCUGACUAGAGAUCAUAUGCAUAAACAGAAAUUUCUGCUAUGAAAAUAAUUUGGGUUCACUGAACCAGUGCACAUUUCUGCCAUGGAAUGCUCCUCUUAAGGAAACAAGGUAUUACCUCUGUACUGACCUUACUCUUUCCCUAGCCACACUGCCUGCGCACCCAGGGCCACGCUUUAAGGAUCUUCUCCAAUGAGGAAUAGAAGCAAACGUUCACAGAAAGGAGCGCUACGUGUUCUGAGCACUUAAACUACUGAAAUGAGGAGGGAGCAGACUGGUUACUUGGCUGUUGUCCACCAGUGUGUUUGAAGUGUUUCACUCAGGUUUCUCAGAUUAAUGUGUUUUAUAAAUCUAGUGAAUAUUGAUAUCUCUCUUUUAUAAAAGCAUAAACAAAACUCCCCAAACUCAUGAUACGGUGCAAUUUUUCCUGGCAAGUUUCUAUAUUUCCUCCUAGGAAUAAUGAUCAAGAUUUCAAUCUUGAGAACUUUUUAAUUUUUGCAAGAGAUGCUAAAAGUCUAGCUCUGAUUCUGUGAAGUCUUUUACUGCUUUUUGUUCUGCCUUGUAUGAAUGCAAACCACUUGGGGAAAUCUAUGAAAUAAUUUUCUCUAAAAUGCUGUAUUAUAAGACCGUAAGAGAUAUCUUAAGAGUGGUUAAAAUUCUCUGAUUUUUAUAGGAAGGAUUCACUUCUGCUUUUUUAGAUUACAUGUAAGAGCACAUCUACUAAAUCAGCCGUGGAAACGAGUUCAUCAGUUAGUAUGGUAAAUGAUGUUUGGGAACAGCAUAAUUCUUAGUGGAGUGCUUUUUUGCUUUGCUGCUGCUGCCUAUGAGAAGUAUUGCAGCUCUGCUCAGAGUUAACCACUGACUUUAAAGAUAUGGAGCUGACUUAGAAAAAGAUAAAAUUAUUCUGUAAUGUGCCAUGGAACUCACAAUGAGCCUUUUUUUUUUUUUUUAAUCACACAAGUGACCCAUAUAUGAUAUAAUGGUAUAUGAUACGAUGGCUGAUUAUUAUCAUCACGUUUUCCUUGUUAAUCACAUUUGAGCUGUUGACAAAAGAAGAUUCUUGAAUUAACGGUGCCAAACUUCUUUCAAGCCUUGACAUACAGUGACAGUUCACACCUGUAGGCACAACAUUCUGUUUUCAGAACCACAUAUUUGUCAGUAGGAACUCAGUUCCUCCUUCUACAGGCUUCAAACUUGGUGGACAUUGGAGAGAAAUCUUACUGCCUAGGAGGAAUGCUCUCGAUCCAAAUUGUAUUAUAACUGGAGGAAAUUCUGUUCUUUUAUUUUUUGUAAUGAUUUUGAGAGCAGUAUUUGUGUAUACUUUUGGUUUUGUUUUGCUUGUUUUUAAUCAUAUCUGAACUGAGUUUGAUCAACUUCUGUUUGCUUCUUGCCUUUUUUUUAGUUAUUACUUUUGAACAUCGUGUUGUUAGUUAUACCUUCUAACAAGGUGUGCUAAACAUACAUGUUUGCACUCAGUACUUCAGUGCACAUACCAAGUGUUGUAGCAGACUGUGUGUAAGCAAUUUAUUUUUAAACAAAGAGAUAUUUAUCCUGCGUGGGAUAUUCUUUUUCCUUUUCUUCUGUUCCCCUUAACAAAGCUUUGUGGAAUCAGCCCUUACCUCUGCAGAUCACAGUGUUGUUGCACCAACGCUACGAUGCUGCUGGGUGAGAAACAGGGUUUGUCUCCCAGGAAUCAGAUGUCAGUGAGCCCCAGAGAGAACCCCAUGGACUGUAGUGCCUUAUAGCCAAGGCAGCUGUGUUGAGUUCCCAGCUCCAGGGAUGUCAGAGUAUUGUUUGAGAUGCACAAUACUGGCUUUUAUCCGCUUGGUUUCACUGGGCAGAUGUUUUCCAGUACAGUUUCCAAGCCUGCCCUCUUGAGGGUGAUGUCAAAGAUUGCUUGUUCUGUUCUACAGUCACCUUCAAAUUAAGUAAAUUCAAACAUUUUGGAGAAUGUGCUUGAAAGUGGAAGCAUUCUUUUAUUGUAUUUGGGAAGUAGGAUGAAAAACUGAUACGGAAGGUGAGCUGAAGCAGCUUUUAAGAUGACAACCCAUGAAAACUUCUCAAAAUUCAUUUCCACUUUAGUCUUUGACAUCUCGGUAUCGUUUUGUUUUGCUUUGUUCUCAGCGCAGAGCAUUCACUAAAGCAGUCAGUUUUCUUCUAGAUAGAUUUGUGCAUUAUAGGGGGGAAGUCAAGCUGUAAUGAAGUUGUUUUAUAAGUAGACUGGAAAACAAACAAGCGGAAAAACAAGCCUGCAGAGUACAUAAUGGGCAACAAUGCGAAAUAGAAGGGCAUUGAGAUACUUAGAAUGUGCAAUGUUUUGGAUUGCUGCAUGAAAUUAAUGUAAUUUAAACAGUAUUUUAUGAUGCAUUCGGUUUCAUUUUUCUAUCGUGACAUUACAGUGUGUUACUGUUCAGUCUGGAUGCAUCCAUCAUGUGUGAGAAGGCAACUUACUAAGGAAAAAACAUUAUUAACACCUGUAUAUUUAGCAAGUACUGUAGUCAGCAGUUUGCACAAUUGUGCUGUAAUGAACACAUUAGGAUAGAGCACUCUUACCUGCCACUAAAGGCUUAUAAUACAGCAAAUUACAUGGCCUUGGCACCUUUUUUUUUUCAAUUACACUUUCUUAAUUUAAAAAUGAUGCUGAGAUGUUGACAUCAUAUAGUGUUGCAAGCUUGUCUCUUUGCUUUUCUUAUGCAAGAAGUGCAUGAUUAGUAGGAUUUUCAUAAAUGCUAUCUCCGGAAUCUAAUAUUACUUUAAUAGUGGCUUGAAACUUCUAUUUUAACACUUGCAUUGUAAAGCAGACAGUUGGUGUAUCACCAGGUGUCUUUGCUACGGAUGUAUUGAAUGGGUGGAAUUAGCUUAGAAAAAAUGCUCAAAAAUCAUAUUUUUUUUGUAUUCUUCAGUACCCCCAUACAUAAAAUUAGAGUGGUGGUCAAGGGAGUGUCCAUUUGUACCAGUAGGACUGUGUGAAAGUAUGAAAGUUUCUCUUCUCUAUGGUUUUACUUUUUCAUCAGAAGAUGAAUAAAUACUGCUCUCAGAGCUACUGUAGGUCAAAUUUUGCUUUUAUAAUUGGUUUGUGGAAGCAUUGCUUGCAAAGAGGAAAAGUACUUUGAAUCCUCAUGUUCUUGGUGAGUGUUUGGGUGGAUUUCAAUGAAGUCAAGAGCCGUAUUGCUACAGAGGUGUUUCAUGGGUAUCUGUACGCAUUCUUCAGAGGUAGGAAUUUUAUCUCUGAAAUCUACUCUGCCUCUAUAAGUAAAUGCUCUAUUGGGUGAGCUCAACACUUUCUUAAUUGCUUAAAAAUGGAAUCCACUGAAUAAUGAAAGAUGCUUUAUGAGCAGGAAAAAUGAGAGGAGCUGAUGUUUAUAAAAUCUUAUCAAUUCCAAAUUUUAUGUCAAAGUUUAUUACAAAAGAAAUUAAUUACAAUGUCUGGAUGAUUAUCACUUCCAUCUUUACGUUAGAAAUUAUGGCAAAGCAUUAUUCAUACUGCAAAAUUAAUGCUAACCUCUGAGUAAAAGCUUACACAAGUGAGCAAAUACAUUCAAGCACGUUGAAAGAAUAGAGGUGGAGGGGAUGCUGAGUACAGCUGCUGCUGUGGUUGACACAUUGGUAGAAUGAUGAGCAGCAGAAAGAUGAUGUAUUUCUAUAUCUCUGCAAUGGUGCAAACUGAAACUUUAACAUUUAUUUUCAAGCUGUAUAAAAAGGCUUCUAAGUUGUUGAUUGCUGUGUGAAGAGGAUCCAUGUGUGUUCAAGUGUAUGUACAUAAGAACUUUCUGUGAAAGGUCUUCUAGUAGAAAAGUUUGUGAAAUUGUUUUGUAAAGCUUCUGCUGAGCCAUUCAGAAGAAAACAAAGGGCUGACUGAAAAUUACUCCAGCUUAAGAUCUAUUACAGCCUUCACCAAUGGGGAAAGCCUGGUAGAGGGGAACUAGAAUUCAGAAGAGCAAUACAAUUGUAGAAGGCUAUUAGAAGAAUGUGCAGCCCUCUUUCCUGGUUGUAAUAGCCUUCCAUAGAACUUAACUAAAGGGACUUCACAAGGCGGGACUUGUUCCUGCUAGAGUGUCUCUAUCCAUGGAAUGCAUUUGACAGCUGGAGGAAGAGCAGUACUUUGCUGUUGAGCUCCUGGCACCAGUCAAAUGGAAAAAAUAAAAAUUAAAAAAAAAAAAAAGGAUAAUAUUUACUAACUUUAAUAUUCAUCCAGACCCUGGGUGAAAUCUCUUUGCUGGACAGGUGAAGGUCUGAUGAUUUUCUGAUCACAACUUGAAAGGUCUUUUUAUGGAGGAAAGAGAGAAAGAUGCAUUGCUCGGGAUGUUUGGAGCUCUGGGAUUAAGCAUCAAAUCAAUACUUUUAGGUGAUAACAUGAUUUCUUAUCCAUUUAAAAUCUCUACUAGCUACCUCCUUUGGCAUUCUUGCUCUAUUUAUAAUAACCAAGCACUUUAUAGCUCAGUAAAGAAUGGAAGGUAGCUAUGAAGAAUAACUUGUAUUAUUCGAAAUAAGGAACAUUUUCUCAAAAUUCCUUCUGAGAUCAGUUUCAUGGUGUGGUGUCCUAAGAGGGCAAGUGAUAGCAAUGUACAUACAUUUUUAAUCUACUUGUAAUAUAAAGGAAAUGUCCUUAAGAGAGUGGUUUAUGAGGAGUUUGGCAUGCCUUGGUAUCAACCGUAUGAUUCAGUGUGCUAUUUAUAACUUCUUAGUCAUUGACGUUGAAAAUAUAAAAGCAAAUAAAAUAUUCUGUAGUGUAUCUUUAUUUUUAAUCUGUGUGUGGGAUGUCAAAAACUGUUCUUGUCUUGUGGACGGCACAUGCCUUUAUGAGCCUUUAAAUACUGAAGUACAUGAGAAUCUGCACCCAAGUGGAACAUGUUGCAUGGAAAUUGUCUUCUAAGUUUUACAGUUUUGUUAUUGAAAAGAUUCUGAACAUUUAAAUGCAACAUUUAAAUAUCAACAGAGAGCUCUAAUACAGAGCAUACCACUUUGAAUGCAAUGCAGGAGUUGCUGGUUUUGUUCAUUGUAACACUAUUCAAGUUUAACAAGAGAAAUCCAUUAUACGGUAGGGAGAGGGAGGAAAAGGGCUAAUGCUGAGCUCUGGUAUAAUUUGCACACUUAAUAAGCAUACAUGCAAAUAUCCUGGGUUUGUUUCUAUCGUGCAUAAACCAAACAGUGUUUAAUGUCUGCAGAUACCUAUAUGGGGUGAAUAAUUUAACGUGUAAGCACAGUUAGACUGAUGCAAAAGCAAAUUACAAUCUGUUGGGAACAAGUGAGUUAUGAUUUAGUCAUAAGUAAUAGUCUGUGAUUAAGAAAUGUUCAUGUCAUCUUCAAGAGAGACUCGAUAAAUACAGUACACCUGAGCUGGGUGUAGAGCAAAGGUGAAACCUGGAUGUUCUUCCAGACUGAUUUCUGGGAAACCACGACAAUCUGGUGUGUGGAGUAAAGACUAACACCGUCACCUAAUAUUGGGAUUGUAUUAGCAAAUAGUAACGUGGGCCGAUUGUAGUAGCGAUCCUUAUCACUGCACAAGAACUUAGGAAUGCAAUAUAGUAACUCUGAAGAUCGGUUACAGCAGUGAACAGGUGUAGUAAGGUGAAUGGUUAAAUACGAUGUGUUUAAAUCUUCUUUUUGCUACAAAAGUUCUGAAUUGUGUUUGCAUUUCAGUAUGCCGUGGAGCAUUUUGUGUUUGGUUUGAACAGUCUAGGAGCUUGCAUUUUUCUGGCUGACUUUUUUUUUCUUUGAUAUAUGCAAUAAUGUCGAUGAGCAAUAAAUUGCAUGUUGUAUGCAAGGCAUUGUUACUUCAUAAUAAACAAAAGGAACAGA